This is a messenger RNA of Salvia hispanica, 1440 nucleotides long. RefSeq names its product endoglucanase 8-like. Gene Ontology annotation, biological process: carbohydrate metabolic process. The record is from RefSeq and is a predicted model, not a curated record. Gene Ontology annotation, molecular function: hydrolase activity, hydrolyzing O-glycosyl compounds. Lineage: Eukaryota; Viridiplantae; Streptophyta; Magnoliopsida; Lamiales; Lamiaceae.
AUGUUGGGUGGUGGAAAUGCAAUAUUACAUGAUUAUGGGGAUGCCCUUGCAAAAAGCAUAUUAUAUUAUGAGGGGCAAAGGUCGGGAAAGCUUCCGCCUACGCAGCGUGUGACAUGGAGAAAGGACUCGGCUCUUUGCGACGGGCGCGACAAGGGUGUUGACCUAAGCGGUGGAUACUACGACGCGGGCGACAACGUUAAGUACAACUUCCCGAUGGCGUUCACGAUAACGAUGAUGGCUUGGGGAGUGAUCGAACACGGCAAUUCCAUGGGCCCGGAGCUGCCACAUGCACUGGAGGGGGUGCGGUGGGCCACGGACUACUUCAUGAAAUCCACGGCGGCCGCCCCCGACAUCAUUUACGCUCAGGUGGGAGACCCCAACGCCGAUCACAACUGCUGGCAAAGGCCGGAAGACAUGGACACUCCCAGAACAGUUUAUGCGGUCACUCCCGACAAGCCAGGAUCCGAAGUGGCCGCAGAGACCGCCGCAGCGCUGGCUGCAGCGUCUUUGGCGUUUAGGGCUUUCGGACAUGAGGCCUAUGGUAUUCGGCUUUUGAAAAGGGCUGUUAAGGUAUUUAAGUUUGCUGACAAGUAUAGAGGGACUUACAAUGACAGUAUUGGUGAAGGAGCAUGUCCUUUUUAUUGUGAUUACAGUGGCUAUGAAGAUGAAUUGUUGUGGGGCGCAGCAUGGCUAUACAAGGCCACCAAUAAGGUGUAUUACUGGAAUUAUGUGAAGGAAAACAUCAUAACCUUCAAAGCCCAGAUCGAAGGAGCCAAUUUCGAAUUCGGUUGGGAUUCUAAACAUGCUGGAAUCAGUGUUCUUGUCUCCAAUUGGGUGCUUAAUAACAGCACCGAAGCUUCUACAACACCUUUCCUCUCCUAUGCAGACUCAUUUAUGUGUUCUCUUAUGCCCGAAUCUCCCACUAAAACAGUCCAAUUCACUCCUGGUGGGCUUUUGAUGAAAGGAGGAAGGUGCGAUUUGCAGCAAGUCACCUCCAUCUCAUUUCUUGUAUUAGCCUACACUAAUUACUUGAAGAAUUCUACACAUGUGAUUCAGUGCAACGAUAAAACCAUCAAUCAAACCCAACUCUUGAAUUUUACAAAAAAUCAGGUGGAUUAUAUACUAGGAAGCAAUCCAUUGAACAUGUCUUACAUGGUGGGGUACGGUGAUAAGUUUCCAAGGAGGAUACACCACCGGGGUUCGUCAAUACCAUCGUUGGCACAACACCCCGACCACAUAGCAUGCAAGGAAGGGACGCCGUAUUUCGCUAGCACAGCAUCCAACCCUAACGAGCACACAGGGGCGGUAGUCGGAGGCCCGGAGAUAGACGACUCCUUUGCCGAUGCUCGUGCCUACUCCUCCAAAUCGGAACCCACCACUUAUAUCGUGUCGCCGCUUGUUGGCUUAUUGGCUUAUUUUUCGGAGGCCGCCGCUCACUAG